AAUGAGUUUCGUCGUCUAUGGCUUCAGUUUACUCCUCGGAAAAGGUAGCUUUUCGCAUCUUAUUUUUGUGAUGCUCAUCCUAAUAUAAUAUAUACUUUGUUGUUUGUUUAUUUACUUUAUAUUAUUUUGACUAUUUCAAAAAUGCCCUGCUACACCUACUAAUAAAUUACAUAUUGAUUACCCUUUCUUCCUCCUUCAGCUUGGGAAAAACUUGUAACUAAAUCCACUUCGCUUUUUACCGUAUCUCCGUUUUUACAACAAACACGAAGUUUGAAAUUUAGUAGUUUAAAAAAAAAAAAAAAAAAAACAAAAAAAUUCCAAGAGCUCCUUCCUCUCCUAGAAGCAUAAUAAAACAGUAUGACAACGUUCGAGUUCUAGGAAUUCUAAUCAGUUAAGGAUUUAGUUAGUUCGUUUAGAAACUAAAUUGGCUCAUUGUUAGUUAGUUCGCAUAUAAAUACAUUCAAACUGUGCAAUCACUCCGUCAAAUCAAGCAAAUAAUAUCGCUUAGUUGCAAUUUAAGAAAGAAACCGCAGCGAAACAGAAGAUGAUCCAGGACGACAACGACGUUUUGGAGCCGCCGAUCAAUUUCUCGACGGUGGACGAGGGCAUUUUCAGAUCGGGCUUCCCUCAGCCGCCCAAUUUCCCAUUCCUCAAAACCCUUCAACUCCGAUCCAUCAUAUAUCUGUGCCCCGAGCCCUACCCGGAGGAGAAUCUGGAGUUUCUUCGGUCUCAAAACAUCCAGCUGUUCCAAUUCGGAAUCGAGGGGAAGAAGAAGGCUUCUUCUUCGGCUGCAUCGUCGAUCCCCAAGCAGACGAUCUUGGAGGCUCUGAAGGUGUUGAUCGACGUGAGGAACCAUCCGGUGUUGAUCCACUGCAAACGUGGCAAGCAUCGGACGGGUUGUCUCGUGGGUGUGCUGAGGAAAUUUCAGAAUUGGUGCUUGGCUUCGGUGUUUGAGGAGUACCAGAGAUUCGCGGGCGCGAAAUCUAGGACGACCGAUUUGAGAUUUAUUGAGACGUUUGACGUGGUGGGGCUGAGGGACUGCCUGUACGGCAUCAUCCACCAUUACUAUCGACUAGCCUACUACGCUUCCAAGAAGAGGCGCUUGUUAUUGUACACACAAGCACAACAAGACAUGCAAACCUAUCGACAUUAUAAACCCUAA
Molecule: messenger RNA, 1162 nt
Organism: Prunus persica (peach)
Lineage: Eukaryota; Viridiplantae; Streptophyta; Magnoliopsida; Rosales; Rosaceae
Product: probable tyrosine-protein phosphatase At1g05000
Exons: 1
Coding region: 545-1162 (205 amino acids)
Biological process (GO): protein dephosphorylation
Cellular component (GO): cytoplasm
Molecular function (GO): phosphatase activity
Source: RefSeq, a predicted model, not a curated record